AUGUCCGGAGCCGAGGCCGCGAUCGCAGGCAUAGGAUUUCUCUGUAACGCGAUGCAGAUCGUCACUUUCGGCAGAGAUAUUCUCCAGGUUUACAGUCACGUUCGGAAUGAACACUGUCCUGACCCCAGGCUGAAAUCCUAUCUCGAAAGCGCGAAAGCUUGCUUCGAUGAUAUGAACAGCUCUGCCUCUCGGGUUCUGCCGUCGACCCGAGACCAACAGCAAAUAAUUGACAUUGGCAAAAAGCUGGAGGAAUCCAUGACCCAGCUCCAAUCCAAAUUCUCAGAGCUUCAUAUUGACGAUACAUCUCGACGUGGAUUCCGCGGGAAGAUAGAGAUGGGUAAAAAGAGUCUAGCCACGCUGUGGCAAGGAAAAGAACUGGAAAGUCUUGAGGUCAACCUCAAACGAUACGAAAGCCUUCUCCAUGGUGUCGUUCUGCACCGCAUAUGCAACCAGUCUCAGGCAGCAGAAAUCAGUUCACAACAGUCCUUCAGCGAACUUAACACCAACCUACAGUCAGUCAUUAAACAGUUGGCGGAUGGCCGCACAUGGAUGUCCGACCUUUCAAUUGAGUCACUGGAGACAAGAAACCUGAUUACCAAGGAGCAUGAAACAACACGUGCAGCUAUCAACACAGGAUUCACUACUUCGCAGGGCGCCCUUGGGAGGUUCCGCGAUUCAGUAUCUCGAGAAUUUCAGAAUAUGGCCAGACGCGACCAGAGCAAAAUCUUCGAGCAAGAACACAACCAAUUGCUCCAAAGCCUCCGGUUUCCUGACAUGAGGAGCCGUGAAAAUCACAUAUCUGAAAAUUACCCUGGAACCUUUGAUUGGGUCUUCGAGAACACCACUGAUUGUAGUCGAAGCCGUUCGCCCAAUUGGAAAGAAUCAGACGACGAUAGCUUUCAGCAAAGCGAAGAGAAUAUGGACGAUGAUGAGGAUCUGGAACACUCACCAGUGGGGGAAAUUACGACAAGAUCAUCGGAUCUUAAUUGUUUUCCGGCCUGGCUAGAGUCAGAUGCCCAGCAAUAUUGGAUUAGCGGUAAGCCUGCUUCUGGGAAAAGCUCGCUUAUGAAAUUCCUUGCGACCCAUUCCCUCACGUUGCAGCAUCUGAGAGCCCACCAUAGUAACAUCCAAAUCCUCACCCACUAUUUCUGGAAGCCAGGGCAGCCACUACAGAAGAGUAUCGAGGGAAUGACACGUUCUCUCCUACAUCAAGUGCUUCACAAGAACCGUCGUCUCGCCCAGCGCCUGUGGACCGAACAGUCGAACGUUCAAGAUAAGCGAGAUCGUGGAGAUUGGGAUAUGAAUGAGCUGAAGAAGGCUCUCUGCUGGGCCAUCCGAUUUUCAGGCAGUACUUUUUGCAUUUUCCUUGAUGGGCUAGACGAGGCUAAAGAAUUCGAGGACCUACCGUGGGGUGAUAAUCAGAACUCCCAGGUUAUCUACGACUUACUCAGCCUUAGCAAUAUCAAGCUGUGUGCAUCCAGCAGGGAAGAGAAUCCUUUUUGUCGGUUCUUUGAAGGCCAACCCUGUCUCAGAACCCAUCAGCUUAAUGAGUACGAUAUCUACCAUUAUGCGAAGAACAAGCUAGAAGUAUCUGGUCUAAGCUCCAGCGAUCGAUCUCGACUUUUAUCGAUAGUUGUAGCGAAAGCAGAUGGUGUGUUUCUUUGGGUGGUCUUGGCUGUCAAGAGUCUCAAUCAGGCAAUACGAUCAGGUGGUGCCAAUGAAUUUGAGGAGCGACUCGCACAGACACCAUCUGAUUUACACGACCUCUUGGUCGAUAUGUGGAAUCGUUUAGGAGAUGAUGCCAAGUUGUCAACUUACAAAAAUGAUGCUUCUCGGUCCUUCAGCUUAGCUCUUGCAGCAAAGAACAUCGAUGAGGAAAACUAUCGGUAUAGCGACCUUCCUCUUCAUUCGAUGAGCUCAUUGCUCGUCUUGGCUACAGCCCUGGAGGACAAACCAUUCACGUCGAUAUUGAGGGAAGGCCGAGAAAUACAGGCAAAAGAACUGCAAACUAGAUGUUCAAGGAUAGAAGAUCGAUUGCGUUUGGUUUGCCGAGGUCUCCUUGAAGUAAGGACGCUGGAUCAUGACUAUCAUGAAUGGGCUGGAAACAAAGUCCUUUUUGACUAUGCCUCAACAAGGGUUGAAUUCAUACACAGAUGUGCAUUCGACUUCAUUACCGACACACAGUUUGGGCGUGAACAUCUUGCAAUUUGUCACUGGUCAUCAAUUGAGCAAGCAGAAAGGUUACUUGCCGGUUAUCUAGUCAAAUCUCGGUUUCUAUGCAUCAAGAAAGAACGUUGGCCCCAGCUUUAA
This is a messenger RNA of Fusarium proliferatum ET1, 2310 nucleotides long. RefSeq lists its product as uncharacterized. Lineage: Eukaryota; Fungi; Ascomycota; Sordariomycetes; Hypocreales; Nectriaceae. The record is from RefSeq and is a predicted model, not a curated record. The transcript is spliced from 2 exons. Bases 1 to 2310 code for a protein of 769 amino acids.